Alligator mississippiensis (American alligator) is the source of this 1188-nucleotide messenger RNA. It is a transcript of the gene UBXN1, whose product is annotated as UBX domain protein 1. Bases 119 to 1030 code for a protein of 303 amino acids. The transcript has 10 exons. Lineage: Eukaryota; Metazoa; Chordata; Crocodylia; Alligatoridae. The record is from RefSeq and is a predicted model, not a curated record. Gene Ontology annotation, molecular function: protein binding.
CCGACUGUCCUCCGGCAGCCGCCGUCGGCCGCGGCGUCGUCACGUGAUCUAAACACUGGGGCGGGGCGAGGCUGCCGCUUCCGGUCCGGAUCCGCCGCGACGCGAAGCAGCCCCCGCCAUGGAGUGCACGGCGCUGGAGAGCCUGGUGGAGAUGGGCUUCCCCCCCGGCAGAGCGGAGAAGGCGCUGGCGCUGACGGGGAACCAGGGCAUUGAGCAGGCCAUGGACUGGCUUGUGGAGCAUGAGAAUGACCCCGACGUGGACGACCCCUACGUGCCGCCCCAGGGCCUCGUCCUGGGCACAGGAGAGCCCUCCGAGGGAGGCGCCCCCCCCACCCCACUCGAGGAGCCAGACCCGGAGGCAGAGGGUUCCCCCGAGGGGGGCAGCCGGCAGCCCCUGAGUGAGGAGGAGAAGCGGGAGCAGACCAAGAGGAUGAUGGAGCUGAUUGCCCAGAAGCAGCGGGAGCGCGAGGAGCGGGAGCGGCGGGAGACAGUGGAGCGGGAGCGGCUGCGACGCCGGCAGGGCCAGGAGCUCUCGGCCAUCCGCCAGCGGCUGCAGGAGGACGAGAUGCGCAAGGCGGCAGAGGACCGGCGCCGCGAGAAGAUGGAGGAGCAGCUGGCCCGGCAGCGGGUGCGUGAGAAGAUAGAGAGGGACAAAGCUGAGCGAGCCAAGAAGUUCGGAGGUGGCAGCGCUCAGGCACCCGCAGAGCCAGUCCCUGCCCCUGCCCCCGCCCCAGCACCCACCCCAGUCCCCAGCCAGGAGCUGCCCACCAAGAGGGAGUAUGACCAGUGCCGGAUACAGGUGCGGCUGCUGGACGGGACGUCGCUGACACAGACGUUCCAGGCCAGGGAGCCGCUGGCAGCCGUGCGGCUGUACGUGGAGCUGCAGCAGCAGGACGGGGCCGAGCCCUUCCAGCUGCUCACCAGCUUCCCCCGCCGCGUUUUCACCGAGGAGGACAUGGAGAAGCCCCUCCAGGAGCUGGGCCUGGUGCCUUCCGCCGUGCUCAUCGUGGCCAAGAAGGGCAGCAGCUGAAAGACCCCCUCCUUGCCUGCCUCUUCUGCCAUGGAUAGCGCCCCCGCCAGCCCCCAAGCGCUGCCCCACAGGACUGGGGCUGCCCCAUGGGGCUGUGUUUGGGGGAGGGUCCUGGAUGGGCCCUGCCCAGAGACACAAUAAACCUGGUCUGUUCCAUG